Molecule: messenger RNA, 1481 nt
Organism: Eucalyptus grandis
Lineage: Eukaryota; Viridiplantae; Streptophyta; Magnoliopsida; Myrtales; Myrtaceae
Exons: 3
Coding region: 208-1320 (370 amino acids)
Source: RefSeq, a predicted model, not a curated record
CCUCAUUCGGUGCUCCCGUUCACCACAUGGGAUUCCGUUUCUUUUGGUCGGAAAAUCACAUUGCCUUUUGCUUGUUCUUUUUUCUCUACCAAACUUGAUCUUCUUGGAUUGAGUAUUUAAAAGAAAAAAAAAAUGUUUCUUUGAGGUCGUAUCGUGUCUAUAAGAAUACGGUUGGAGUAGCUACUGUCUCUUGCACAAGCACAUACAAUGAGUCCUCUUCUCUCUCUUUCCCUUGCAUUCUCUCUUUCUCUGUUCAAUAUUCUCUCUGUCUCCGGAGCUGUUACUCUCCCGCUGGAUGGACUCCUUCCAAAUGGGGACUUUGAGGAAGCCCCCAAGCCGAGCGACCUCAAGAAGACAGUGAUCGUAGGGAAGCACUCCCUGCCCAAGUGGGAGAUCGAUGGUCUGGUCGAGUUCGUCUCAGGGGGGCCGCAACCUGGCGGCUUCUUCCUUCCGGUCCCGCGCGGGGUCCACGCGGUGCGGCUGGGCAACGAGGCAUCCGUGUCUCAGUAUGUCAGUGUCAAGCCGGGGUCAGAGUACGCCCUCACGUUCGGCGCCACCAGGACUUGUGCACAGGACGAAGUGUUGAGGAUCUCCGUUGGCCCUGGCCAGUCUGCAGACUUGGGGAUACAGACCCUGUACAGCAGCGAUGGUGGAGACACCUAUGCUUGGGCCUUCCAGGCUGCUUCCAAAUCUGUGAAGGUGACCUUCCACAAUCCUGGGAUCCAGGAGGACCCCACCUGUGGGCCCCUCUUGGAUGCUGUGGCCAUCAAGGAGAUGCUUCCGCUCAAGUACACUCCAGGUAAUCUCAUCAAAAAUGGAGGCUUUGAGAUUGGCCCGCACGUGUUCAAGAACUUCUCGACAGGGGUCCUCCUCCCUGCCAAGCAAAAGGAUUUGAUCUCGCCGUUGCCCGGGUGGAUCAUUGAAUCCAUGAAGCCGGUCAAGUACGUCGACAGGAAACACUUCUUCGUGCCUUCCGGGCUAGCUGCAGUUGAGCUGGUUGCGGGGAGAGAGAGCGCGAUGGCGCAGAUAAUCCGGACAGUCCCCAACAAGUUCUACAACCUCACUUUCACCGUCGGGGAUGCCAAGAACGGGUGCCAUGGGUCGAUGAUGGUCGAGGCCUUCGCAGCCAAGGACACUCUCAAAGUCCCGUAUGAGUCCACCUCGAAGGGCGGGUCGAAGACAGCGAACCUCAAGUUCCAGGCGACAUCAGCCCGCACAAGGAUCACAUUUUUCAGUGCUUACUAUCACACAAAGCUGCAUGAUUACGGGCACAUGUGCGGCCCUGUCUUGGAUGAUGUUAAGGUUGUCCCUGUCAAGUAGAUUGUUUCUGAGAGAGGUAAUAGGGCGCGGCAAAAGCGAUCGUGAGUUCAUCAUUUGCUAUAUUGGUAUUUAGAGGAAUGUGGCAUGUUUCCAUGUUAUGUUUCAAGCGAGAUACAGUCUAUACAUAAACAAAACAAGAUGCACCUUCGACUAUUUGAAUA